Messenger RNA from Saprolegnia parasitica CBS 223.65, 755 nucleotides. RefSeq lists its product as hypothetical. Lineage: Eukaryota; Oomycota; Saprolegniomycetes; Saprolegniales; Saprolegniaceae. Bases 54 to 755 code for a protein of 233 amino acids. The record is from RefSeq and is a predicted model, not a curated record. The transcript is spliced from 8 exons.
CGCGUGCCCGUUCAUUGUCCAAUCAAACGCAGGCAAACGUAUCUUUAGGAGCCAUGGAGUUCGACCUCCUCGCAGCCUGGGGCAUUACCAUCCCGUCGCCACGGUCGUCCAGCGCAUCGAUGGCCAGUGCGAAGGAUGGAUAUCGGAUCAUUCGGCCGACGCUUCGACCCCCACUGCCCUCGAGCGUGUGGCGCGAUGCGAAUGCCAGCGCCCCGACGUCCACCGUACCACCGACGACGCGCCACUCUGCGCGGCUGCGGCGAAAUGGGCUUUGCAAACGGCCUGACUCGAUGAAGGGCAUCGUCGAGCAAGCGGUCGUCUGUCGACUCGCAUCGGGCGCGGAGACGACGACGACGGUGCGCGACAGUCUGCGCGUUGUGCGUGAUCGAACGCUGCACAAAGCCACCACCACGACGGCGUUGGCCGAGCGCUUGGUGAUCGAAGACCCCGAGUGUGCGCUAAAGCGACGCGUCCACAUGCAGCCACCGUGGCCCAAAGCCUACCUCCAUGCGUACUUGAGCGCACCUCCGCCGUCAACCGACUCCCGAGGCCUACGUCCGACCGUAUCAGCGACAAAACCAGCGCCGUCGGGACGGCCCCGCGCACCCGAGGCAGUCGCGUCGUCGUGCAGCUCUGUGCGCAGCGUGUGCUUGCAGUCGUGCGAGCCGUCCACACCGCUGGCAUCUCGGGUGGCCAAGACCAAGGAGAUGCUCAAGGUGUCGCGCCUGCUCGCAAAAGAGCGUCUCGCGUGUUAA